This is a messenger RNA of Cucurbita moschata (crookneck pumpkin), 1234 nucleotides long. RefSeq lists its product as uncharacterized. The transcript is spliced from 2 exons. NCBI's taxonomy places the organism in Eukaryota, Viridiplantae, Streptophyta, Magnoliopsida, Cucurbitales, Cucurbitaceae. The record is from RefSeq and is a predicted model, not a curated record. Bases 342 to 1073 code for a protein of 243 amino acids.
ACUGGUGGUUCAUCCAGCAGACCUCUGUUUUAAGCUGCCAGAAAACUCUAGCUUAGAGGAAGGAGCCAUGUGCGAGCCCUUGAGUGUUGGUGUUCAUGUUUGUGAUUGGUCCAGAAACAAAUGUUUUGGUGAUGGAAGAUAAAUGUAACUAAAAUAGGGGCGUGAAGGCCAAGUUUCGAAGAUCAGAUAGCUACAAGAUAAAGGAUAAGGGAUAAGUGAUUAGAACCACACAAAUUCAAGACAGCCUCGUAGAACAUUAUGCUUUGAUUUCAUGGACAAUUCGGAUAUUCUUUAACAGAAACAGAGCUGGUUUCAAAGGAAGAAAAAGGAGAUUACCCCAAAUGGGUUGUAAGCUAAACACCCCCAACGCUCCAUUUCUCUUCAAAUUCCCCACAAAAAGCCCAAAACUUGGAGGGAAAACCUUCACUUUCUGUCCUAAUUUCUGUCUCAGCAGUCAAAGCCAAGAAACACCCACCAUUUCCACCGCCAAAACCCCUCAAACCCAGAUCCCAAAAUCUAAUUUUUCCACCGUUAAUUUCAAGUCUCUCACAGCCUGUAAGCUUGGCAUCUCCAGAUACCCUGAUUUUGAAUACAACGCUGAAGGAGGAACAGGAACUGGCUCCGCCAAGAUCGACGGCGACGGAGGCAGCGGCGAAGUUUCAGUUUCAUUCGAUUUGGGCACCCUCUAUAUCCCGCCAUUGACAACUCAAACCACAAAGUUUCUUGGUCUUCCAUUGCCACCGUUUCUGAAGAUCGACAUCGUCCCAGAACUCUUCCACGGGAACAUCAAUCAAGAAUCCGGCAAGAUUGAGCUAGAAUUCAAGGCAAAGUUCUUAUUCUCAGUUGGGAAUGUGUACAAAGCUCCUCCAUUGCUGGUAAAAACAGUGCUGACAUCUGAGGAAUCAAAAGGAAGCAUAAGAAGUGGAAAAGGUGAAAGAUUAGAUGAAAAGGGCAAGUGCAGAUUGGUGGGGGUAGCCAUUGUUGACCCCAUUGAUGAUCUGCUUCUCAACUCCUUCCUCUCUCUCCCCACUGAAUGCAUUGCAAAACUCAAUGCCAUAAUCACGUUCUCUUAGACACACGAAGAAGAAACUGUAAUUUUUGUUUGGGACAAAACCAGACACAUACAUAUUGAAACCAACAAUUUUAAUGCAUAGGUACUUGUUCUGUUCUUCCGUCAUUUUUAUUUGUGUUUGAAGUGGAGAGCAUAUUAAUAAUAUCUCCUUUAUAUGGCUGA